Molecule: messenger RNA, 2392 nt
Organism: Tuber melanosporum (Perigord truffle)
Lineage: Eukaryota; Fungi; Ascomycota; Pezizomycetes; Pezizales; Tuberaceae
Exons: 8
Coding region: 117-1976 (619 amino acids)
Biological process (GO): cellular response to unfolded protein; protein refolding
Cellular component (GO): cytoplasm; mitochondrion
Molecular function (GO): heat shock protein binding; misfolded protein binding; ATP binding
Source: RefSeq, a predicted model, not a curated record
CCUCAUCUCAUCCCCCCCCCACCGAAUAAACCACAACAACCUUUCCUUCUACUCCUUACCCCGUGCUAUUUGGUUUUGCUCUUCCUAAAGAGAAUUUUAUUGCAAUUUCUUUCAACAUGGUUCUUCCAAGUGUUGUCCGCUCAAUCCCCCGAACAGCCGCUGCAUUGAGACCUACACUUCUGCGGAAUGCCGUCAGACCACCCAUAUCCGCCUUUGCGAGGUUUAACUCCUCAACUCCGGAGGGGAAAGUUCAAGGACCGGUUAUCGGUAUAGAUUUGGGCACAACAAAUUCAGCUGUAUCUGUGAUGGAGGGGAAAAUCCCCAAGGUAAUUGAGAAUGCUGAAGGUGCACGAACAACCCCCUCAAUCGUUGCCUUCACUGCAGAUGGCGAACGAUUGGUCGGAAUUGCUGCCAAACGCCAGGCUGUGGUUAAUCCCGAAAACACCCUCUUUGCCACUAAGCGAUUGAUCGGGAGAAAGUUCACCGACCCUGAGGCCCGUGGCCAGAAUCUUGGCAAGCCCAUCAAGAACGCUGUCGUCACUGUCCCCGCCUACUUUAACGAUUCUCAGCGUCAGGCUACGAAGGACGCUGGACAAAUUGCUGGUUUGAAUGUCGUGCGUGUUGUCAACGAACCCACUGCCGCCGCUCUGGCCUAUGGUCUUGACAAGGACCAGGAUCGUGUCAUCGCUGUCUUCGAUCUUGGCGGUGGUACUUUCGAUGUCUCCAUCUUGGAGAUCCAGAAGGGAGUCUUCGAGGUCAAGUCCACGAAUGGCGAUACCCAUCUUGGUGGCGAGGACUUUGAUAUUGCACUUGUCCGUCAUUUGGUCAAGUACUUUAAAAUGGAGACUGGUCUCGAUCUCUCUGGCGAUCGUAUGGCUAUUCAGAGGAUUCGUGAGGCCGCCGAGAAGGCUAAGAUGGAGCUUUCUUCCGCCCUUCAGACCGAUAUCAACCUUCCUUUCAUUACUGCCGAUGCCGCUGGGCCUAAGCACAUCAAUAUGAAAAUGACAAGGUCACAAUUUGAGACCCUCGCCAACGACUUGAUUCAGAAGUGUAUCGAUCCCUGUAAGAAGGCCUUGAAGGAUGCCGGCCUUAAACCAACCGAUAUCCAGGAAGUUAUCCUCGUCGGUGGUAUGACCCGUAUGCCAAAGGUUGUUGAGACCGUUAAGGCUAUCUUCGGACGUGACCCUGCCAAGACUGUUAACCCGGAUGAAGCUGUAUCUAUUGGUGCUGCCAUUCAAGGUGCUGUCCUUGCUGGUGAUGUCACGGAGCUCCUCCUACUCGAUGUCACUCCCUUAUCUCUCGGUAUUGAGACCCUCGGUGGUAGUCAAACUUUUUCUACUGCUGCCGAUUUCCAGUCCACCGUCGAUAUCAAGGUCUACCAGGGUGAGCGUGAGCUCGUUCGUGAUAACAAACUCCUUGGUAACUUCCAACUUUCUGGUAUUCCUCCGGCCCAUCGUGGUGUUCCCCAAAUCGAGGUCACCUUCGACAUUGACGCCGAUUCCAUUGUCCAUGUUUCUGCCCAAGACAAGGCCACCAACAAGGACCAAUCUAUCACCAUUGCCUCUGGAUCUGGUCUCAGUAAAUCCGAGAUCCAGUCUAUGAUCAAUGACGCCGAGAAGUACCAGGAGACCGACAAAAAACGCAGAGACAUCAUUGAGGGUGCUAACCGUGCUGAAUCCGUUCUCGUUGAUACUGAGACUGCCUUGAAGGAACACCAGAGUAGCCUUAACAAGACUGAGACCGAUAUCAUCCGGGGGAAUAUCACCACCCUCCGUGAGACCGUUGCUAAGGUUCAGUCGGGAGACAAUUCAAUCACUGCCGAUCAGUUGAAGGAGCAAACCGAUGCCCUUCAAACUGCAUCCCUGACUUUGUUUGACAAGAUGCACCGCGCCCGCUCCCAGGCAGCUAACCAGCCCCAAGACUCUGACCCCUCCGCCGACCCUGAGAGUGACGAUGAUGGUGAGAAGAAGGAGUAAGAUGAUGAAUGAUGUGGGUUUCGAAACGCGAUAAUGAUGGAACACAAAAUUUUAAAUUCCCGAGGUAUAAUGAUGAUUCGCGUUUUUCUAUCUUUUACAAAAAAACUCAAGUGCUGUUUUUUUUUUUCACCCUCAGCUAGACUCAUGCAUACUUUUUUCCUUUUACCUUACUAUGUCUUAAGUUCAUCCAAUAUUUUCACCAGCCUUCUUGUAUUUUCUUUUUUACAUACUCUUUUUCUCUUACUACUCUCAUGGUCGGUAGCUCAAAAAUUUCCCCUUUCUUUCACCUUUCCUUCGCUCAAUCUCGGUCCGCUUUCCUUAUCCGUAUACUCCUUCUCGAAGCCUCUGGGUGGAAGGUACGCCUGUAUUAAAAAACUAUCUCCGCUCUGUAAUAUUACAAUUGGAUAUUCACACUA